Messenger RNA from Rhineura floridana, 5121 nucleotides. RefSeq names its product protein NPAT. NCBI's taxonomy places the organism in Eukaryota, Metazoa, Chordata, Lepidosauria, Squamata, Rhineuridae. The record is from RefSeq and is a predicted model, not a curated record. Gene Ontology annotation, molecular function: protein binding; transcription coregulator activity. The transcript has 18 exons. Gene Ontology annotation, cellular component: nucleus. The coding region runs from base 225 to 4502 and encodes 1425 amino acids.
AAAUCUCGUGUUUUCGCUCCUGAUGCCGGAAGUUGGUGGGCGGGGUGAAGAGUGACUGCUGCUCCUCCUGCUGUUGUGGAGUAGGUUUGGGCGCCUUUUCGGAGUCGAUUUCUUUGAGAGUUCAGUGGGGAAGACGGGUGGAGAACUACCUUCCUGGGAGUUGUUCCUGCUACUUCCGCUGCCCCAUUGGGGGGAAGAUCCCCACCUCUCUCAGGUCCCUCACCAUGUUACUGCCGUCUGACGUAGCCCGCCUGGUACUAGGAUAUUUACAACAAGAAAAGCUUUUAGCCACAUGUCGAGCAUUUAUACUGGAAAGUUCAGAUUUAAAAGAAUAUGCAGAGCACUGUACCGGGGAAGGUUUUGUUCCAGCUUGUUUACUGUCACUCUUUGGAAAAAACCUAAUCACCAUACUGAAUGAGUACAUAGCAAUGAAAUCAAAAGAAGCAACAAACGAUGUACCAGCAAUGAUGUCAUCUUUGUGGAAGAAGUUGGACUACACACUUUCUCAAAUCAGGAGCAUGCAGAAUUCUGGUGGAUUUUCAGCUCAUCAACGGAGCCGCACAAGAAGUGCAAUUGCAGAUAUGAAAAAGCAGAAAUGUCUUCAGCAGUCAGUUUCCUCAAACCUAGGGUCAUCUGUAGCCCCUCAGCCAGGACAACUGAACUCUACUCCAAUGGCUGCCACACAAGUUAUCCUUAAGCCAAUUAUAACUCCAUUUGUGGCUCAGACAAGAUCAAGUUCUUCAUCUGCACAUCAGUGCCACGUUCAAGAAAACCAUAUUAAUAUUCUUUUUAAAGCAGGAGAUUCUGUCAACCUCAUUUCCGUACCCCAAGAACGGAAGCUUCACUCAAGCAUGAUGUCUCCCGGAAAAAGAAAAGGUGACUCCCAGAAGAAAAAAAGUAUUGUAUCAUCAGGAUCAGAGUCGUCUAAUUGUGAUGUACGGGAUUCUCCCAUAAUGGAAGGAGAAAGCUCACCCAGGGAAGAAGAAAGUGGACAGUUGGAACUUAUAGAGGAUGACCUUCCUCAAAUGAUUAUUGAAAAUGCCAGAGAGAAAAUUCUGAGCAACAAGUGUCUUCAGGAGAAGCUAGCUGAAAAUAUUAAUAAAUUCUUGGGCAGUGAUGGCAGUAUUUCUCAGUCAGCAAAGCAGGCAGACAGUGGCCCAACAAUGCAAGAGUCUUCAAUUGAUGAAUUCCUUGGCCUUCAGCAGGGUGAAAUUCACAUGACAGAAGAAGCCAUCCAGGAGAUUCUGGAGCAAACUGAGUCAGAUCCAGCAUUUCAAGGACUCUUCGAUAUAUUUGAUUUUGGUAAAUCUAAGGGCGGUAGAAAUGCUUCUCAAAGUAUUCCUGCUCAGAAUGGAGGGGUAGAGAAUGCAAUCUUAGUGGAUGAAGAAAACCUGGAAGCACUUGAAAGCUAUAUUGCAACAAAGGAAAUCAGUGAUCAUUCCCAAGCAAUUCUGUCAUACACGGAUCAUUCAAAAGAGGCAUGUGUUCUGAAGACAGGUUGCAGUGGUAGCAAUGUAACCUUGGAAGAACAUCUGGAGAUGGAAAAUGUAAUAGUUGGAGAAUUUCCUGGAGACUCUAAAGUGAGGAGUGAAAGCGAUUCUGCUGAAAUGGAAAUAGUUGACCAAAGAACUGAACGCAAGACUGCAUUUGAUUCUGAACAAAAUUCACCUUCUGUCCCAGAGUUCAGUGGACACAAUGUAGGAGCUUGCAUCAAACAAGGAACAGAUGCAAGAGACUGUAGAACUGAUAAGGACCUCUUAUGUCAGGAUGUUCAGAAUUUACCCAAUUUGCAGUAUGAUCAGUUGGGUACUCCACAGAUCUCACUGUCUGGAAGAGAUGAGUGUUGCUCAUUGUCUAAUAAUGCACUAUCUGAAAAGACAAGUGCAAAAUUGCUGUCCCCUCUGAGAACUGGUCACAAUGAAAUGCUGAAAGGAACUAAUACAGCCAACUUUAGCCAUUCAGCAGAAACAAAUGAAAAUCUAGAACAGAUACUGGAACAGCCAGCUGACCUUCCUGUACCUAACCAGCAAAACACAAACAGUCAUGCUUUCUCUCAUUGUCAAGCCCAGGAUAAAUUAGAGUCUGAUUCUCCUGCAGCAUCUCUAGUGAAUGUGUCUGAUCAAAGUGCUGUAGAGCUUCAGCUUGAAGUUGUAGAUACUUCAAACAGUGUUCAUUCAGAUCAGCAGCCUGUGCACCAAGAACCUUGUUCAGAACAACACAAUCAUAAAUUGGAAGAUUCUGAGAUCACACAGAUUGAAAUGCAAGAACCAUCUUCCACAAAAGCAGAUGCAGAUAGCUUAUUUCAGUCUCCUGAUAAUGAGGGGCUUACAGAGACAUUUACUGAAAGCAAUCCUACCACAUCCACCGUGUGCUGUUCUCUUCCGGAAUCAGAUGUAGAAUCAGUUCCAGGGAGCAAAGAUGCUGGUAGUGUUUCAUCUAGCAGUCAAGCAGCAGGUGUAGAUCCCGCCAGUGUCGUUUCCCUAAAAAUCAUUAUCAGCGAUGACCCAUUCAUUUCAUCAGAUGCUGAGUUAAACAAUGCCGUUUCCAGCAUUACUGGAGAAAACUUGCCAACUAUAAUACUGUCUUCUCCAGCUAAAUCACCAGGCAAAGUAUCAGGACCAACCAGAUGCAUAACUUCAGAAGAGGUUGAAAGAACUGGGGAUUCGGCUUUAGUAGAACAGAACCUUCUUGUCCUUAGACCUCAAGACUCUAUUGCAAGUACACUCAACAUAUCAAAUGAAGAGUGUACUGUUUUCUCCAUUGCGGGGGCAUCAAAUGUUGCCAAGGAUGGGGGAUUUAUACAAUUGAUGCCGGCCACAAGCACAUCCUUCAGCAACUCCAACAGCGUCUAUAUUGCCACCUGUAUGACAGAGCCAACAGCCUUAAAUACAAAUGUUACUCCAUCAAAUUUAGUUGUCCUGCCUGGCAGUUCAACAUCACUUGCAUCACAGGUUCCAACACAACAGUUACGGACUCCUCCUAGAACAAACAACUUGUUUGCUAUGAACCCGCCAAUGUCUCCAAACUUUUCACAAGGUUCUGCUAUCAUCAUCGCAUCUCCAGUGCAACCUGUAUUGCAGGGAAUGGUGGGAAUGAUUCCUGUAUCUUUGAUGGGACAAAAUGGAAACACAUUCUCAGAUGCUCCCCGGCAGGUUCUGCAUAUGCCAGUACAGACUUCUUUAGGCAGUGGUGUUCCUAAACUACCUCUCCCCCCCAAAUUUCAGAGGAUCCCAAGAAACAAGUCAAAUGCAGGAAAGCUAGUGCCGAGUGGAUUAAAGCCAAUAAGUCGUCCUGCUUCUCGAGUACAAAGAAUUGCAAACUCGGACAAGAAUGUCUGCACAGAAUUGAAAAAGAAGCUGGAGACUGUUGCUGUGGAUACCAUAAGUUCCACUUCGAAACAGAAUGAAAGCCACAGAAGAGUGCUUUGCUUUGACAACACUCUGGCUACUCCAGUAGGAAAUACUCAAGCCCCACAGAAAGAAAGGAAUGACAAUCCUUUAGUCUCUGGGAACUCUCCCAGUGCUGUACUUUCAUCUGCUAAAACUCAAUCCUGCAAGAGGGAGCGAGAGAGAACUUUGCCCAGGAUUUUAUGUAAACCUGAUAUUUCUAGCAGAAACUUGACUGUGAAGGACAGCCAAUCUGAGAGAAGACAUUCAGGUCCAGGACUGGCAUCAGAUAUGUUAAGAAAGCAGACAGCAAAUAAAGAGAAUGAAUUGGAAAGGAUUGUUGAGAAAUCCCCCAAAAAUCAGGAGGUGGCAACCCUUUCAAAUGGCCAACAGAGUGUUAACCUUCAUAAUGAGAAGAACAGCUCGUCGGCUCAAGAACUGACUAAAAAGCAGGGGCUCCAGUCAAAUGCAAAUAGUAAAAAUUCAGGAGUUUUGCCUUCAAAGGAGCCAAAAAAAGACCAAACAAAAUCUCCCAACCAAGCCCAUUGUUUGACCAGUCCAUUAACUAAACAAGCUGUGGAAAUGCUACAUGACAUUCAGAGGCACAGCCCUGCUAAUAAACUACCUGAAAAUGGGGAUUUACCAGUACCCCGUACACCUUCGGGAACUGGUGAUAGACACUCAGAGGAUACCUUUGAUAUAAUCAGGACACCAACAUGUAGGCGGUACAGUGAAGACAGUACAACACCAAGGAUCAUGGUCCCUCCGGCCACUCCUGACUUGCCAGCCUGUAGCCCAGCUAGUGAAACGGGCAGUGAAAAUAGUGUUAGUAUGGCUGCCCACACUUUGAUGAUACUUUCACGUGCAGCUAUUGCAAGGACUAGUACUACUACUCCUCUUAAAGACAAUACACAACAAUUUAGGUCUCUAAGAAGUGCAAAAAAAAGGAAACAGGAAGACAUGAUUGAAUGCGAGAGGAAUGCCAAUAAAAAAGAUAUCCAGAACUUUACAGUACCAAUAAAAAAGAAGAAAGUGAAGCAGAAGAAGCUACCAAUUGCAUUUCCUGCUGGAAUGGAUGUGGAUAAAUUUUUGUUAUCUUUGCAUUAUGAUGAAUAAAAAUCAAACUGUUGAUUUCUAGCAACUUCGAAAGGAAAUAACAAAAUGAGAGCUCAAGUCAGUGCAUUGAAGCUUCAUAGAAAGUCACGCUGGUUCUGAAAAAGUUGAUAGCUUAUAACUUGGGUGGAUCUACUUAUGAGAAAGCACUUAACAUAGAGCCAAUUAAUUUUGCACAGUUGUACAUGUAGGAUAAUGUAAAUAUUGUACAGAUGCUGGAGUUUUACAAAAUACUGCUGUUGUUAACACCUGGUGUUGACUGUGUUUUGCCAAAAUGUGCACAAAAACUGUUCAUACAUUUUCAUAGUGACAGACACUGUUGAUCCUAAGUAUGCUUGGAAGUAAGUCUCAUUAAAUUGUGGAACUUGCUUUCUAGUCAUUGUCCUUGGGAUUAUAGUGCAGGACUGAACCUAACCACACCAUCAGAUAGCUGGCUUUAGUUGAAAAAAAUUAGUUAAUAGUUAGCCAGGUCUUAACUGGAUAACUAGCUAACUUCUAUGACAAUUCAGCUCAUCUUAUAGUAGGAAUUAUUGUUCCUGUUCCCUUGUUCCCGUCUUUCCCUUUAGUUGCAAAUGUUACAAUAAAAGCCUUUAACUUUCUUACUAUCUUUAUGAACAGUAAG